Populus euphratica (Euphrates poplar) is the source of this 1181-nucleotide messenger RNA. Its product is annotated as rRNA-processing protein FCF1 homolog. The record is from RefSeq and is a predicted model, not a curated record. Gene Ontology annotation, cellular component: small-subunit processome. The transcript has 9 exons. Bases 327 to 923 code for a protein of 198 amino acids. NCBI's taxonomy places the organism in Eukaryota, Viridiplantae, Streptophyta, Magnoliopsida, Malpighiales, Salicaceae.
AGAAAGGUUCUUAGCUGGGCUGGACUCUUCGGGCUCCAUGUUCCCCGUUUAGGUUAAACGAAAUCCCUGCCACGGGCGACUCCUUUAAAAAAGCUCUUUUCCUCACCGUCACCGACCCAAGUAAAAGAACGGUGAAUUUCAGGCCGUUGCUCUCUUCCUCUGCGUAUAUUAUAAACCAGACUGAAUAUACUUUGCGGGGCGGACCAUCUUUAGCGAUAGGAACAGCAUAAAAUAUUUUGUCAGUUUCUAUUUGCAAACACAACCUCUUAUCUUUUCCUGUUUAUUAGGUUUGUACUGUCUUAGGUUUUUAAUCUUCAAACGAAGCGAUGGGGAGAGCCAAAAAAGGCCCUAAAUUUGCAAAAAUGAAGAAGAUGAUUACCUCUAAAGCAAUUAAACAACAUAAAGAGGAGGUUUUGAAUCCGAAGAAAAAAGAUUUGUCCCUCGAAAAGCUUCCAAGAAAUGUGCCACAGGUUUCUUCUGCUCUCUUCUUCUCAUACAACACAGCUUUGGGGCCCCCAUAUAGGGUCUUGGUGGACACUAACUUCAUUAAUUUCUCUAUUCAGAAUAAGUUGGAUUUAGAGAAGGCAAUGCUGGACUGCUUGUAUGCGAAAUGCACACCUUGCAUCACAGACUGUGUGAUGGCGGAACUUGAGAAGUUAGGUCAGAAAUACCGCGUGGCUUUAAGAAUUGCUAAGGAUCCACGUUUUGAGAGACUACCCUGUAUUCAUAAGGGGACUUAUGCUGAUGACUGUAUUGUUGAAAGGGUUACCAAGCAUAAAUGCUAUAUUGUUGCUACAUGUGAUCGAGAUUUAAAGCGAAGAAUCCGCAAGAUCCCUGGUGUGCCAAUCAUGUACAUCACUCAACACAAAUACUCAAUUGAGCGGUUGCCUGAAGCAACAGUAGGUGGAGCUCCACGAUAUUGAUAACUUUCAAGAUUGGGAGAACAGAGGAUUUUGCUUGAUGCUCUUGAAUGUCAUUUAUCCUACCAUAUGGAAAUAUGGUUGAGAUCCUUUACCAUAUGGUGGCUCUUUUUUAGUGUAGUUCUUUCCAACCUCGAAAUGAGGGUUGAAAUUUUGUUGUUUCUAUAAUUAGAGGAAAAUCUUCACAAUAUGUAACUGUUUUUAGCUUUGCUCCUUGUUUCAUUAUUAUAUAUCACGCUUGCAGUCUGAAUUAUGCUUCAA